Molecule: messenger RNA, 4359 nt
Organism: Oncorhynchus tshawytscha (Chinook salmon)
Lineage: Eukaryota; Metazoa; Chordata; Actinopteri; Salmoniformes; Salmonidae
Gene: cc2d1b
Product: coiled-coil and C2 domain containing 1B
Exons: 25
Coding region: 200-2806 (868 amino acids)
Biological process (GO): regulation of transcription by RNA polymerase II
Cellular component (GO): nucleus
Molecular function (GO): DNA-binding transcription repressor activity, RNA polymerase II-specific; RNA polymerase II cis-regulatory region sequence-specific DNA binding
Source: RefSeq, a predicted model, not a curated record
CAAAAUGUGCAAUCUGCACUCUGACCUGCGAUGGGCAGCAAUAUACAACACAGCAUUCAGUCCGCCGGGGAAAUUCACACGAAGAAGAAGUUGGUUGUCAGAGUAAAUAACCGUCAACUGGUCGCUGGCUGGAGAUUUCACGUUUAUCCUUGAAGGAAAAUCUCUUUCCUCCGGUUAGGGGUGUUUUAAAACUAGCGGUAUGUUCGGGAAGAAGAAGAGGGCUCCUUUGCCAAAGGGCCAGGGCGCAGCUGCAGCCAAACAGAUGGGUUUGUUUGUGGACUUCAACCCAGAGGAUAUGACGCAGGACAUGGAUGAUCCGACUGUGGAUGAUGCUGAUCUAGAAGCAGAGUUAUCGGCUCUCACUGGGGGCAAGACUGCUGGAGGGAGACUAAAGCAGAAAGCCCCCUUACCUAUGGAGAAUAUAGCCAGAAUGGCAGAGGAGUGUAUGAAGGAUAUAUACGAUGAUGAUGAUGAUGAUGAUGACCUGGAAGAUGAUGAAGAUUUACUGGCUGAGCUGCAGGAAGUGGUGGGUGACGAGGAAACGGAGGAUCAUGUGACACCCACCUCCACAGAAGAGCCUCCGCAAUCACCACCCCAGUUAGCUCCUCCUGCGGUACCUGGCAGUCUGCAGCACACCUUGGAGGAGAGACUGAGUAUGUACCGGACAGCUGUCGCCCACGCCAAGGCCUCAGGGGAAUCGUCUAAAGCACGGAGAUACGACAGAGGGAUCCAGAGCCUGGAGUCCAUGCUGGUCUCAUUGAAGAAGGGGAGGAAGGUGGAUGAGGCUGACAUCCCCCCACCUGUAGCUGGAGGAGCCCCAACCUCCACCGCCCCCCCACGACGUACUCCUCCCCCUCCACCCUCUGGUCUUGAACCUGAACCGACACCUCCACAACAGCAGGGGGAGCCAGAGGCUGCUGCUCCUGCUGAAAUGUUAUCUGUGUCACCUGAGGCCGUAUCACCCAGCAGUGAGGAGGAGCUGUCUAUCUCCACCCUGGCCACUGUCAGCAGCCAUCCUAGCACUGAGGGAGAGGAAGAGACUGGACACGCCAGCACAGUAGGCGAGGCCACGAAGGCGAUGCUGUUAGGCAGACAGAGAGAGUAUAAAGUGGCGGCUCUGAAAGCCAAGCAGCAAGGAGACAUGGAACAAGUCAAACUCUACUUCAGGACCAGCAAGAGGUUUGACGCAGUGAUCGAAGCGUUGGAGAAGGGGCAGGAGGUGGACCUGAGUUGCCUGCCACCCUCACUAUCCUCGGGGGUCAUCUCGGCCUUAUCUGGCCCAGAAAAAGAACCCGGUCCUGGACAGACCUCAAGCCCCAAUCCCCCUGCCUCCACACCUCCAGCCCCCUCUGCUGUCCCGGCCCAGCCUAAAGACGUCCUGGAGGCCCUGGAGCAGCGGAGAGACCGGUAUCAGGAGGCCUGCGCCCAGGCCAAAGCCAGCGGAGACGACCGCAAGGCCCGCAUGCACGAGCGCAUCGCCAAGCAAUACCAGAGUGCCAUCCGCACCCACAAAGCAGGACGAGCUGUCAACUAUGCUGAGCUGCCUGUCCCCCCAGGGUUUCAUCCAAUCCCUGGCCAGGAGGGGGGGGUGGGAGCUGAGCAGGGUUUCUCUGCCAUGCUGGAGGCAGCCAAUAAGCUGGCAUCUGAGGAAACCAUAGUGACAGGAGAGGAGGAAGGAGAGAAUGAGGAGAGCAAGCCUCCUGUUCCUGAGAAGUUAAAGAAGCCCAUGUUGGCUGUUCCGCCCACGACCCAGAGGCCUAAGAGGAGCACCUCUCCUUCUGCAGACAGGACCCACCAGAGAGAGAGCCUGUCUGCUACAGCGCUACAGCAGUUGGACUUUGUGGAGGGACGCAGGCAGCAGUACAUGAAGGCAGCGUUGCAGGCCAAACAGAAGAACGACAUGGACGCAGCCAGAACCCUGCUCCGUACCGCCAAGGGUCUGGAGCCGCUCAUCGACGCCGUCAAGGCAGGCAAACACGUCGACAUCAGCAAGGUGCCAUCGCCCCCUGGUGACGAGGAUGAGGACUUCAUCCUGGUUCAUCACAGUGAAGUCCAGAUCUCAGAGAAGGCAGAUGAGGUCUACACUCAACUGGCCAAGAUGCUCAAGGAACAGUACGAGAAGUGCAUGACUUAUUCCAAGCAGUUCACUCAUCUGGGUAACAUCGCUGAGACCACCAAGUUUGAGAAGAUGGCAGAGAGUUGUAAGAAGAGUCUGGAGAUGUUGAAGCUGUCUCAGUCGAAGAGACUGGACCCUCCUAAACAUCACUUUGAGGAGAGGACAUACCACACCGUCAGGAUCUUCCCAGAUCUCAGUAGUACAGAGAUGGUGGUGGUGGUCGUCAGAGGGAUGAAUCUGCCUGCUCCUUCAGGUAUAGCUACCAAUGAUCUGGAUGCCUAUGUCAAGUUUGACUUCCCCUAUCCCAGUACGGAACAACCCCAGAAACACAGGACGGCCGUGGUCAAGAACACCAACUCCCCAGAGUUCAACCAGGGCUUCACUCUGAACAUCAACCGGAACCACAGAGGCUUCAGGAGAGUGGUCCAAUCGAAAGGACUCAAACUGGAACUGCUGCACAAAGGGGGUUUCCUGCGGAGCGACAAGCCUAUCGGGACGGCCCACAUCAAACUGGAGAAACUGGAGACCGAGAGUGAAGUACGAGAGAUAGUGGAGGUGAUCGAUGGCCGUAAGCCUACCGGAGGACGUGUGGAGGUCAGGGUUCGCCUGAGGGAGCCUCUGAGUGGACAGGACCUUCAGACAACCACAGAACGCUGGUUAGUUCUGGACCAGUCACAGGUUCUUCUCUAACUGCUGCUCAGCUGGGGACAACUAGGAACACUUUAAAAAGAUGAUAAACGCUCCCGUUGUCCUCUGAUGAAGAUUAUGACGGGAUGAAGAGGAGGAUGUUGUCGUGGCUGGCCUGUUUAGUCUUCCAGGGUUCUGGCAGUCCGACACAGUCAACACGGGUCUUUAGCUUGUAAACAUUUUGCACACAGAGUGAUGGAGCUUCUCUUCACUCUGGGGGGGGGGGCGGGGGAAAUGGGCUCCAUGUUUAGCUAACCUUAAGAUAACAUUGGCUGGGAUUCAAUCAAAAGGAGACUUUUACAGGUCAUUAUUUUCCCCCCUGAGCUGAUUUCUGAGUUCUAUACCCUGCUGAUUUUGAAAGACAGCGACGUAGUUAGUCUAAUAUAUUAUUCACCUAUGCACUUACUCUACCAAAGUAAUCACUGUUGCUGUACGAUGCUGCAUAUUUCAAUUGCCUUGAAUAUCUGCCCUACUGUUAAUGAUCACAAUAAUAAUAAUAAUAAGUAAUUCUUUGCUACAAUGUUGGUUGUUGUUCCCAGGACUGUUUCUAUUCACUGCAGCAGCUGUAGGCCAGGAUUCAAUCCUGAUUUAGAUCCCCUGUUUUUAUAGCAGCUUGAUAUUGUUUUGAAAGGUAAUGCGAUCUCCACAUACGCGGUAACAUUGCCUUUUUAAAAUGUUUAUUUAAAGCUGCAUUGUCGACUAGAGCGUAGGGGGGUUGAAUCCCAGCUCUAAUACCAGAACAGGAUAAUGUUCACGCUUACACCACAGGUGGACAUGACUGAAUUUACAGAUGUCUAGGCUACUACUGCUACUGGAUGUUCAAAGGCAAAUUGGUCAACUGACAUAAGCAUGUCAUAGGUACUCUUAAGGUGUCAUAAGGCUACAUAGCUCUUGUGACAGUGUCACUUUUGAGGUGGAUAGUAUAGAUCUGAUCUUGACCCUCUGUUCCCUAUGGGGCCCUGGUCAAAACUAGUGCACUAAAUCGGGAUUAUGGUGGUCGUUUUGUGUUUUAAAUUGAAGAGACUCAUAAGUUUACACUUUAUAGCUGUGAUCCUCCGUACACACGUCUGUGAGUUCGGUUCAGCUGAGCUUUUAGCCAAGAAAUUUUUUUUUUGUCUGCGUGUAAAUCAAAGUAGUAUUUUAUGAAGAGUGGUCAUUAACAGCAAAGCCAUUAUGGUUACACGGACACAGAUGCUUUUCAAUGGAGAAUCUUUGAAAAGGAUUUUUUUGGGGGGGGUCCAGGACAGUCUGUUUGGGUAACUGUCCCACGGUCAGAGCCAAUUAUAUCCCACUAGAACUUUACAAUGCUGCUUCUAUCAGACUAUUGUGCAUCAAUGUGGUCCUGUCAAUUCAAAAUAUAUAUUUUAUUAAUUUUCAUUUAACAAAAUGCUUCCUCUGCGCCAAUAUGUUUUUGUAUAUUGGCAAGUUUAUCAUAAUGAGACUUAAACUGUACACUUUUAUAGGACCUAAAGGUACCUUUAAAUAAAGUCCCGAAAUGUGUAUUUGUGGCAUAAACGAAGCAUACAUUUUUAAGAUUCAAUAAAGGAAAAAAUGAU